This is a messenger RNA of Parastagonospora nodorum SN15, 681 nucleotides long. RefSeq lists its product as hypothetical. The record is from RefSeq and is a predicted model, not a curated record. The transcript has 3 exons. The coding region runs from base 1 to 681 and encodes 226 amino acids. NCBI's taxonomy places the organism in Eukaryota, Fungi, Ascomycota, Dothideomycetes, Pleosporales, Phaeosphaeriaceae.
AUGGACGAGGUUGAUCGUCAGUUCGACAGAGCUUUCAACGCUGCUGCGGAACUCUACCGACAGGACAAAUACGAGCAAUGCAUUGAAGCAUUACGCGAGUUGCUUGCGGACCCGGCCAUGCCUCGUUACCACCACAUCAGAUGCCUUACUUUGCUUGGCGGUACUUUGGGCGACUGGAAGGAAUCAUACAGCUGCUGGGUAAAAGCCGAGACCAUUUGGCGUAUCACAAAACGAUGGCAUUGCGACGAUGAAGAUACUGAGGUGAAGGAGGCGCUAGAUGACCUUCAAGAUGUGGACGACAAAGACGGAUGCCACGAGAGCAUGCAAGACGGGGAUGCUGAGGCAGACGUACUUAAUACGCUAGCAGCACACGACGCUGGCGUAGAGGAAGAUCGAGCAAUUGCGGAGGCAGAAGGAGAGACGUGGUCAGACGAGGAGAUGAGCGACGAGGAGAUGAGCGACGAGGAUGAGUUGGGUGAUGAAGACGAGAUGAGCGAUGCGGAAGAGAGCGAAGAACCCAACAUCAAAAAGGAGGGAAUGGAGGGUCGAGAGUCAAAUGAAACUGGUGAAGCGGUAAAAGAUGAGAAGGUUCUACCCUACCGCCCUCCCCACAAGCGCAACCCCAAUACUGGCAAGAACAAGGACAUAAUGUCUGAGCCAUCGUGGCGGCGUAAAGGCUGA